Molecule: messenger RNA, 894 nt
Organism: Centropristis striata (black sea bass)
Lineage: Eukaryota; Metazoa; Chordata; Actinopteri; Perciformes; Serranidae
Product: apolipoprotein Eb-like
Exons: 5
Coding region: 73-894 (273 amino acids)
Biological process (GO): regulation of amyloid-beta clearance; lipoprotein catabolic process; lipid transport
Cellular component (GO): intermediate-density lipoprotein particle; extracellular region
Molecular function (GO): lipid binding
Source: RefSeq, a predicted model, not a curated record
AUUGUUGCUAACUCACCUUUUCACCCCUUUACCUCACAGGUGUAUCUGUCUGUAUCUGUCUAUCCAACAACCAUGAAGACUGUAGCUCUGUUCCUUGCUCUGGCAGUCAUCACUGGCUGCAAUGCCCGUGCUGUGAGCAAGGCUAAUGCCACCCCAAAUGACUGGGAGAAAACCGUGGAUCAAUUCUGCCUGUAUGUCUCUGAUGUGAACCAGAAAGCUGGUGGAGUGGUGCAGGAUCUCAAGGUCUCUCAGCUCAGCAAGGAGCUGGACACUCUAAUCACUGACAGCAUGGCAGAGCUGGCCACAUACAGAGAUGACAGCCAGACCAAGAUUGUCCCCUUCACCAAAACCUCCCACAGUCAGAUGUCUCAGUACCCCCAAGCCCUGUCCACCAAACUCCAGAAGGACAUGCUGGAUACCAAGGGACACGCUGUCAAGUACCUGCAUGAGCUCAAGACCCUGAUGGAUCAGAACAGAAAUGAUGUUCGCCGCCAAAUCAACACCUACGCCAACAAGCUGAAGUAUCACCUGAACAGGGAAACUGAUGAGAUUCGCCACACCGUGGCCACCUACCUGGGUGAGCUCCAGUACCGCACCUCCCACAACUUGCACUACCCUAAGCCCUACGUCAAGCAGGUCAGUGACACGGCCAACAAGCAGAUGAGUGACAUCACCACCCUGCUGCACACCCAGGCUCAGGGCUUGGGCCAGCAUCUGCAGAACCAGGCUCAGGGCAUCAGGACCCACGUGGGGGCUGUCGCAGAGAGUCUGCACACCAACCUGGAAGGCAAGAUGCACGACCUCACAGGGGUGAGAGAUGACUCCCCUUACGCCACCAAUGUCCGUGAGCAGAUCAAGAACGUCAUGCAGGUCAAGCAGCCCUCCAAGUCCUAA